UGCCUAUAAAAACUCGGAAAGCGCCCUUCUCACAUAAAUCACUCUCUGCCCUGACCCAGCUAGCAAGAAAGAAACGCAGCACUUCCAAUCCAUCAUCCAUUACAAUCGCAAAGGAUAUCGGUAUUUUGGCCAGUGGCAGCUUGUUGGACCCAGUGAAUAUGGCUUAUGAAGACUUUCGCACUUCAGCGUUUGAGCAAAGUUACCGUUGUUACCCUGUCUCGUUUAUUGAGAAGCCACAUCUGGAGAAGGGUGAUAAAAUUUUAAUGCCUCCGUCAGCUCUUGACCGCCUCGCAUCUUUGCAGAUCGACUACCCUAUGUUGUUUGAACUUAACAAUCCUACUGUUGGACGAGUUACUCAUUGUGGGGUUUUGGAAUUUGUUGCUGGAGGUCUAAUAUAUUUACCAUACUGGAUGAUGCAGAACAUGCUCCUUCAAGAGGGAGACAUUUGUCAAGUAAAAAACAAAAGCCUAGUAAAGGGAACAUAUGUGAAGUUGCAGCCUCACACUACGGACUUCCUUGAUAUCUCAAACCCCAAAGCCAUUUUGGAAACUACAUUGAGGAGCUACUCGUGUUUAACCACUGGUGAUACUAUCAUGGUUCCUUAUAACAAUAAGCAGUAUUACAUUAACAUAGUUGAAACAAAACCCUCCCCUGCAAUCAGUAUAAUUGAGACGGACUGUGAGGUUGAUUUCGCCCCUCCUCUUGAUUAUGUGGAACCUGUAAAACCUGCAGCACCUACUUUGUCUAAGAAGAGACCACAAGAAGCUGAAGAAGUACAACCUGAAAAGAUACCAAAAUUCAAUCCCUUCACUGGUUCAGCAAGACGAUUGGAUGGAAAACCAAUGACAGAAUCAGUUGCACCAGUUUCAGCUCCUAUAAAGCAGCACCAACAGGAGAGUGAAAAUGGAACCAAGGAUUCAAAGUCAUCGACUUGUGCUGCACGUAAAUCUGGAAAGCUUGUGUUUGGUUCAAAUGGUAACCAACCCACGAAAGAAACCCCGAAAGUUGCCGCAAAGAACAGCAAGCCAGAGCCAUCUAAGAAGGUAGAACAUACACCUCAGAAGGCAGAAGAGCCGAAGUUCCAAGCAUUCACCGGGAAGAAGUAUUCACUGAAAGGGUGAACUUAAGGGCGUAACUUCAUCGAAAACAAGGAAAGAAAAGAAGGCAUUUCUUCUAUCAAUUCUGUUUUGAGAGAUGAAACAUUCAAGUUGUUUUGGCAAUGGAAGGUCCAACCCCAGAAAGCGCCCUGCACUUGAAUGAUGUUUUUCUGUCAUAUGUAAAUAGGCACAUGAACCAAAGGUUGGUAUAAAGUGGCAACUUCCAUGUCAUACAGAUCAAAUGGAACUAUGUUCAUAUAUUUAUAAUUUAAAAUAUUUCUUGAA
Messenger RNA from Pyrus x bretschneideri (Chinese white pear), 1382 nucleotides. RefSeq names its product ubiquitin fusion degradation protein 1 homolog. Gene Ontology annotation, molecular function: polyubiquitin modification-dependent protein binding. NCBI's taxonomy places the organism in Eukaryota, Viridiplantae, Streptophyta, Magnoliopsida, Rosales, Rosaceae. The record is from RefSeq and is a predicted model, not a curated record. Gene Ontology annotation, cellular component: VCP-NPL4-UFD1 AAA ATPase complex.